CAAUGUUUUGUUCCACUUCUCACUUCAGUGUAUCAUCGUGCGGAGGCUUGAAGACACGUCAAGCAGUCCGUUCAGAAAUAACAGGAAAAAGUUUUAAACUUAAUUUACUUUAUUAAAAAUGCAAAUCGCAUAGCGCUGUUUUUUAAAUCUUUAUUUUAUAUUAAAAGUAAAAUGAAUUGUGUAUCAAUCAAUGUUUUCGUGACUGUAGGAAUAUCUUUGCUUGUUUUUGCAAACGCUCAAUCCCCUUGUCCUGAUAUUUUUGAGUACAAAAAUGAUGAUAAUGGUGUUUACGGACUAAUAACAUUGAGACCUGAUGGCAGAAAAUCAACAAUAACAGUCAGGACCAAUUUCACGAUCACAGCGAAAUUAUCUUCUGAGUACGUUGGCAACAUCCGACCUUAUGGAGGUGCCAAUGCAAUCACGGAGUACAACAAAGGCAAUACAAUACAAUACAGAGUGAACCUGCCAGUGAGUUCUCCACUUCCAAAGAUUACAGCUCUAUACGUAAAUGAUGACCUCGUGUGUUCGGAUAACCCAGAUACCUUGGAAACGAGUAAUUACGUGACAACAAUAACACUGCAGCACACACUGUACUCGGGAACCAACGUUAUUGUUGGCAAUAAUCGACCAGUGACCUACACGCCUAUCAAAUACAACAUACAAAAUGAUCGAGUGGUAUAUAAUAUACCAUCGAUAAAUAACGACAGGACAACCACCGGAACAAUAUAUACGUUUUACGGAGGAACAAAUAGAAAUUCAAUUAAUUUCCCAUCGAGCUUAUUUGGUAAUACUGGCUUAUUUAGUACCGGUCCUUCAACAGCCGUGCAGCCGGUAAGAGAACCUCCACGGACAACUAUACGACAACCAGCGCCGACGCUGACACCAGCACCAGUACGAAAUCCUGAUCGCGAUUCCGGUACAUCGUCUCGUGUUUCUGACAAAGACUCUGGUGUAGAGGACUCUUCUAAUAUACAAUGCGGGCAAGGAAAGAUAGGUGUGCCGCUAAUCUGGCACGGGCAGACAUACCCGCGCGGCGAGUGGCCCUGGCUCGUCGCCAUCUACCAGACCGUCGCACGGACUCUCACCUUUGUGUGCUCCGGCACUCUGAUAUCUGACCGACAUGUCCUCACAGCUGCUCAUUGCAUGACUAACAAGCAAGCAUCAGACAUGAUUGUGAAGAUAGGCGUUUACAAUUUGGACGAAUGGGGCGGCGACGUUGAGAUGAGAAAGCUCUCAGCGGCGGAUGUGCAUGAACAUUACAGCAAAACUAACUUUUCAAAUGACAUUUCACUAUUCACGCUGGAGAAGUCUGUUGAGUUCAACAGUAACAUAAAACCGGCGUGCUUGUGGGGAUCAGAUGUUAAUCUAGACCGUAUCGCCGGACACACUGGAGUGGUUACCGGUUGGGGAGACAACGAGUCGGGCAAAGGCGGGCACGGCGAUCCCAGAAUGAUCCGCUUGCCUAUCGUCACCAACAGGGAGUGUCGAGCGACUAGAUCUGAAUUCCACAAGCUCACAUCUGACACCACUUUAUGUGCUGGUAAUCGCGACGGUUCGGGCCCAUGUGCGGGUGACUCUGGAGGCGGUCUGUUCGUCUUGGAUGACGGCCGAUGGAGAGUCCGCGGCAUAGUCUCACUUGCACUGUCGGCUAAAUCUGCCGAAAAGCCAUGCAAUCUCGACGAGUAUGUCAUCUUCACGGACGUUGCCAAAUACAGAUCGUGGAUAAAAAGACACAUGGCAUUUUCGUAAUUAAACUAGCUCAUACAAUAUAA
Messenger RNA from Papilio polytes (common Mormon), 1772 nucleotides. Its product is annotated as serine protease gd-like. The coding region runs from base 172 to 1749 and encodes 525 amino acids. Gene Ontology annotation, biological process: proteolysis. Gene Ontology annotation, molecular function: serine-type endopeptidase activity. Lineage: Eukaryota; Metazoa; Arthropoda; Insecta; Lepidoptera; Papilionidae. The transcript is spliced from 9 exons. The record is from RefSeq and is a predicted model, not a curated record.